Molecule: messenger RNA, 808 nt
Organism: Dichomitus squalens LYAD-421 SS1
Lineage: Eukaryota; Fungi; Basidiomycota; Agaricomycetes; Polyporales; Polyporaceae
Product: histone-fold-containing protein
Exons: 4
Coding region: 93-404 (103 amino acids)
Biological process (GO): nucleosome assembly
Cellular component (GO): nucleosome
Molecular function (GO): protein heterodimerization activity; structural constituent of chromatin; DNA binding
Source: RefSeq, a predicted model, not a curated record
CGCCUACUUCCACCUGCCCGCCACUACACUCGACAGCUCGUCGACGCACAUUAGUUUAACAACCUCACCAACCUAACAACUACCCAUCAAACAUGUCUGGCCGUGGAAAGGGUGGCAAGGGUCUCGGAAAGGGUGGUGCUAAGCGUCACCGCAAGAUUCUUCGUGAUAACAUCCAGGGUAUCACCAAGCCCGCCAUUCGUCGUCUUGCUCGCCGUGGAGGUGUCAAGCGUAUCUCCGGUCUCAUCUACGAGGAGACCCGUGGUGUCCUCAAAAUCUUCUUGGAGAACGUCAUUCGUGACUCUGUCACCUACACUGAGCACGCUAAGCGGAAAACGGUGACGGCAUUGGACGUCGUCUACGCCUUGAAGCGUUCUGGCCGCACACUCUACGGUUUCGGUGCGUAGAGGGGGCCGGCGUUGUAUGUAGCUCGGAUAUUCUUCGGUGUAUUAUUAGCUAGUGUAGAACAGGACGAGUUAUAAUGGGCUACUCCUGAUGCCUGCAGGCGUGGGUGUGAUUGGGGCGUGAAACAAAGUGGGGGCAGCGAUGCUUCGAGCAAUGAUAGUCGCACUGUGUACACGGAUCUCUAUGCGUCUGUUUCAACUACUUUCUCUGUGGCCUCAUUCCAAUCAUCUUCCUAUCUCUGUUGAUGAUGUGGCAGCGUUCCAGCGGUGCCUGGCGGGGACUACCCUGUCUAAUACCGUCAGGCUGACCGACCGAGAAGUGGGGAUGGAUGCAGUGUUCUGUCUGAUAGCUUGCGACGCCUGCAGCGCUUGGGCGAACCCGACGGUGAUUUCUCUGGGAUUCCUGC